Talaromyces rugulosus is the source of this 5904-nucleotide messenger RNA. RefSeq lists its product as uncharacterized. The record is from RefSeq and is a predicted model, not a curated record. Lineage: Eukaryota; Fungi; Ascomycota; Eurotiomycetes; Eurotiales; Trichocomaceae. Gene Ontology annotation, molecular function: nucleic acid binding; RNA-DNA hybrid ribonuclease activity. The transcript has 2 exons. The coding region runs from base 1 to 5904 and encodes 1967 amino acids.
AUGGCGCCUAGGUGGCCACAGGUAAACAAUGGCCCGGAACACAUCAACGAGCACGCCACAUACCUCAAGGAAGCAUGUAUUCAGCUGCAAGCAGUCGAUAGAGGACGACAGAACCAAAUACCCUGGAAUAUAGUACAGCAAUAUGUAACAUCAACCAUUGCACUCAUCGGGAAGGUCCUCCGACAGCCCUCAAUAGGGGAGGUCCUUCAGCAGGUUCAAGACACAGUCAGAUGCACCCAGACCAUCCAAAGAGACGUGACAAUCAUCAAAAACUCUGUGGGACUAGGCACUACUUCAAUCAACGCGUCCAAUUUCAGCGGAAGAAAGAAUGCGGCGGUAUCCUGGGCGCAAGUAGCUGCACACGCCAAAGGCUCUCCGCCUCUACCCCCACCUGUUCAACAAGGCGUAGACCCCUCCAGGACCUCACCUACUAUUACAGCAUACAAAGAUCGAACAGUUAUGGUCAAGCUAAAGGAUCAUGGUAUCGCCCAGCGUUUUCGAACACACUCAGCUGCUUGGACCAGGCAACAAGUACAAUCGUCCAUCCAGGACAACGCGUCGACCAAGUCAAUCAAAGUGGUUGCAGCGCACCAACUGAAGAGUGGUGAUAUACAGAUAUUCACAAGCACUACAGCAGAGGCUUCAAAACUCAAAAAGAACAUCGGGUGGGUGAAAGGUCUUGGAGAACAUGCGGAAAUCAUCGUGCCGACCUACGGAGUCAUUGCCCAUGGCAUCCCUACCAAUUCUAUCAACAUUAAGGACCAGACGGCAACCAUCCAGCAAAUACUGGCAGACAACUACACCGUGAUUCCUACCGCCGAGAUCUCGUACGUUGGAUGGCUUACAAAGGAAGCCACAUUGAAACGCGCAUCUUCGAUCGUCCUCGAAUUUACAGACCCAGAAAUGGCCAACGCAAUUAUUUAUGCAGGACUGGUAUGGGAUGGUCAGGUACAUCAAUGUCAACUCUAUGACCGCGCUUGCAGAGUGAAACAGUGCUUCCGCUGCCAUAAUUAUGGUCACAUCGGCACUCAAUGUAACGCAUCCCAAACUUGCGGCUAUUGUGCAGAGCAACAUGAGACCAAACACUGCAAGCAGAAAGGAGUCGAAGGGUUCACUCCCCAAUGCGCAGUAUGCAAAGAUGCUCACACUGCAUGGAGCAAUGCCUGCCCAUCAAGGAAAAAGGAAAUGGGACGGGUCGAACAGGCUAAGAAGGAUCGGAGCAUUUACUGGCAUGUUCCUCUGAGAGAGAAAGCGACACGGCCAAGUACACAUGAUACACACAUCACCGAUAUGACCCAGGUCAUCCACACACCGGUAGCGACCAUCACAACUCGACCAGCAAGCCAAAUACUGGUAGAAGCCGGGGGCCCUAUAACACAAGAAUCUAACACCGCCGUGCACGUCGAGCAACGAGCACCAUCGCCCACUAAUCAACUAACCGAACAGUCUAUAGUACACACAACUCAUACAAGAACACUGGUACGACCCCAAACACCGGAAGACGUACCAACCACAGAGCCCCUCGCCGCUCUGUCAGUCGAGGAGGACUGGGCAACGCCAGCGACGCAACAAAAUUCUCCAGCACAGCUGAUAGACCCGCGAAUCCUCAGUCAACCCGAGGGGAGCCAACUUCAACCAUCCACGGGCCAACUGGAUGAAGCAGAAGGAACAUUCACACUACAGGAUGCAGACGACUGGUUGAACGACGUGUUCGGUGUCAACGACGAGUUGGUGAACAAUAUAGCAGACACUGAACCAUCCCCGCCUACCUCCAUGGCAACAGAUACUCGUACAGCGCUGGGGAGGAUAUAUAAAGGGUGUAAAUGCCCUUCACAUCAGGAAAUCUACAGCGACUGGCCAACACACAAUGCCGAGCUGACGAUCGCCCAGUGCAUGAAGAUAUGCGUGUACUGUGGCAAAGACUUCGCAGUCGCAGCUGAAGUGCGCAAACACAUGAGACGAUACCACUGCACUCAACAAAAUGUGAGAAUACGCGUGGAAACACUCGGACGAGGCAGCUCCAGAACUCCAGCCUGGACCGAAAUCUCAGCCAACCAAUCGAAUCUGGAAGCCUCAACUCGUCCAUCGGAUACUCGAGAAUUACGCAUCUUACAGUACAACGUCCAGAAGUCAAGAGACGUCGUCCUCGCGAGCCUUUUCCAGGACUCCAGGGUCCUGGAAUACGACGUCUUAGCAAUUCAAGAGCCUUGGCGGAACCCCUUCACUGCUACCUCCUACCACCCCUUGAAGACUCACUACCAUCUAACCUAUAUGGACGACGCUAACACAAGGGUGUGCUUCUAUAUCAAUAAACGGAUUGAUCCUAGCUCUUGGGGCGUAUCGCUCAUUACCACCGACAUCGCUGUUCUCAAAAUCACCAACCCGACUGUUCACAACAAGUUAUGCAUCUUCAAUGUCUACAAUGAAGUGGCAACAGACACCCUCUCAAAACUAGGCGAAGCUAUUGGGGAGAUAGAGGCAACCGACGAACUCAUAGUGCUUGGCGACUUCAAUUUACACCACCCUCUAUGGUCGACAACACACCGCCGCGCCAACCGUGGAAUAUCAGCCGCCCAACCCCUGCUCAAUAUCGUCGAAAAUUCCCACCUCCAACUACUCACAGUGCCAGGCACUACGACCCACAGAUGGAAGGACGGAGAGACAACAAUCGACUUAACCUUCGCUUCGUGGGAUAUAGCAUCCCGCACGAUCUAUUGCAAGGUAGACACGAACUUAGACUACGACUCUGAUCAUCUCCCAAUCGCUACAGCUAUUGACUGGAGUUGGAAACCUGCUGCCCAGCCCAAGAAACGGAUGUGGGCUAAUACUAACCUACCACUACUUCGCCAAACUGUUAGGGACGGACUUCCGGAAGUGCCUAACGCCACAGAACUUCGAGGAAAGGACAGCAUCGACAAAUAUGUAAGAUCGAUUAUCAAUGCUCUCACAACCGGCAUUGACGCCUCAACGCCAUGGUCAAACCCAUCACCACGCUCCAUUUCAGGGUUUGACCAGGAAUGCAAGGAAAUGUGUAGUUCAGUGCAACAGCUACGCCGAAGGUGGCAACGAACAAGGCUGGAGGACGACUACGAAGCCUACCGACAGGCGCGCAACAGGAAGGGCCGACAUAUUCGAAAGACGCUUCGAAACACCCAUCGACAGAGGGUAGAGGAAGCAUCGGCCUCGGAAUCCGGUCUCUGGAAACUAGUUAAAUGGGCCAAGAACAGACACGUUGUAGCAUCCGCCUGCACACCGACACUAGUAAAGCCAGAUGGAGAGCUAGCCCACCAGCCGGAGGAGAAAGCAGAGACUCUACGCCAAACUUUCUUCCCGCCGCCGCCCCAGGCCGAUCUAUCAGAUAUCGAUGGAUACGAAUACCCUCGACCUAUCGAAUGCCCGCAGAUCACGCCUUCGGAGAUCGAAAGAGCGGUACGCAGGGCAGCUCCGAACAAGUCCCCAGGAGCGGACGACAUCACAAACGGCAUCCUCCAUCAGACCCUAGACAUCAUACUCCCAAGCCUCCACAGACUCUUCAACGCCUGCCUCCAACAGGGUUACUGCCCCAUACAUUUCAAAGAAGCAAUUACAGUAGUCCUCCGGAAACCAGGAAAAGAUGACUAUACGCAGCCUAAGUCAUAUCGACCGAUAGCUCUUCUUAAUACGCUAGGAAAGGCAUUAGAGGCAAUAAUCGCCAACCGCUUAACUUACCUUGCUGAUACCUAUCACCUCCUCCCAAUCCGACACACAGGAGGCCGGAAACUCGCAUCAACGGACCACGCUAUACAUCUCCUCCUCCAACGCAUACACGAAGCUUGGGCCGAUGGAAAGGUGGCAUCGCUACUCCUCCUUGACGUAUCAGGGGCCUUCGACAACGUCACCCGACAACGGCUACUACACAACUUAAGGAAACGACGAGUAAAUCAGAUGCUCGUGCGGUGGAUAAGCUCCUUUCUCGACGAUCGAUCUACGACCCUCAAGCUCCAGGAAUACACAGCACCCUCAGCACCUAUUCAAACCGGGAUUCCUCAGGGAUCACCACUCUCACCGAUUCUCUAUUUAUUCUACAACGCCGAUUUGAUCGAUGCAUGCAAAACCGAGAAUACAGAAGCUGUCGGUUACAUCGACGAUGCCUCUAUUUUAGCGGUAGGGCCAACGGCACAACACAACUGCAAAACACUCAAGGUAAUUCAUCGGAAAGCCGAGAAAUGGGCACUACAGCAUGGAUCACAAUUCGCGCCAGCAAAGUACGAACUUGUGCACUUUUCGAGGGAUCCCAAGGCCAACACCACGCACUCCCUUCGCCUACCACACGCCACUAUCAAGGCCUCACCAUCUUGUCGAUAUCUAGGCGUUCAAAUGGACUCCAGGCUACGCUGGGACUUUCAUCGUGAAGUAGUCGAAGCCAAAGCCACCAAACGACUGUCAGCUCUGUCAGCCCUAGCAUCAUCGACAUGGGGUACCGGAGUAAUCAACCUCCGCCAAGUAUACAAAGCGAUGAUUAUACCCCAAAUGCUAUACGGCUGCUCUGCUUGGCAUACCCUCGGAAAGAAAGAAAAAGGAAGAGGCAGAGCCAUGGUUGCUGCAAUCUCUCGGAUCCAAAGACGCGCAGCACAAAUUAUCACUGGAGCCUUUCGGACAACUGCAGGUGCGGCCGUCGAUAUAGAAGCACAACUACUCCCGCCAAUACAACAGCUCGAACAAACAGCACUCGAAGCCGCGAUGCGCAUCAGGACCACCCCCCUCUACGCAGAGAUGGCCCCACCCCAUAACGGAAACACCACCCACAGCCCUCUCAACCAACUUUCCAGCAUCCUAGAGAGUAAGUUCAACAUCAAGCUUGAUCAGUUAGAGAAGCGACAACCGCACAUUGUACCGCCGUGGUGGACUCCGCCGUACACCCGCAUCGCCGAAUCUCCAGAAGCCGCAGUGAAAGAACAUAACGCAACAGAACGAACAACACUAAGUAUAUAUACCGAUGGCAGUGGCAUCGACGAACGCGUAGGGGCUGCUGCAAUAGCACCUAUGCUCCAGUUUCGAGAUAUACAGACAAAGAGGACAGAAUACAUGGGUGCAUCGACCACUUCCACGGUGUAUGCGGCUGAACUAAGAGGGAUCGACCUGGCAUUUCAGAUUGUACUUGACAUACACUCAAAGACGAACACGCCUGGAAAAUGUGUGGUCUUUACCGACAAUCAAGCCGCCAUUCAAGCAAUGGCCAACCCGAAAUGUCCCUCGGGACAGUAUAUCCUAGCAGAGGCCAUACGAUCACUCGACAAACUCCGAGAUCAGGGUUGGGAAGUGCAGAUUCGAUGGAUUCCAGCACACAUAGGGAUUCCAGGUAACGAAGCAGCCGACCGAGCAGCCAAGGAAGCCGCCGGUCACAAUCCCAACACAAGAACGAACCCAGAGCCACAGCCAGAACCGGAAUCUGUCCAAACCCUAACGGCAACCACAAAAUCGGCCAUCCGACGGACGAUGAAAAGCGAGUGGGAAAAAUCUUGGGAAAAGGCUAAACAUGGCAGAGAACUGUUCAGACUUGGUGUUCGGCCCGGAAAGGGGGUACUAACCACACAUAUCGGCACACACAGAGCGAUUAGCUCGGUCAUUACACAGAUGCGCACAGCCAAGAUAGCCCUACGCGCAUAUCUCCACAGCAUCGACAAGACCGACACCGAUCAAUGCCAAUGUGGACACGGGCGCCAAACAGUGCGCCAUAUCCUGCUAGAAUGCAGGAACUGGACGGACGAACGACACCGAAUGUGGGCAGGCAAGCAUCCAUGCAUAGACAUCAAAAGCAUUCUCUGUAGCCCGACAAUGGCAGUACAAGCAGCCAAGAUGAUGUUGAGGACGGGACUCCUGGAGCAAUUCCGGGCAGUUCCAACCACAGUACUGAAAUACACAUAA